CUCAGUCAUACGACAGCCCAGACACAAACUGGCGGAAAGAACAAUCACUUUUCUCCCCGAGGCUCUGCGCAGACGGCGCAGACUGUCCGUCCGCACCGCUCAGAUCCGACGGGAAGUUCGUUAAAAGCGUUGCUGAAUGUGCGUAGACGUAAACCAGACAGGGGUUUCCUCUUUUUUUUUUUGGUACCGAGCGAAGAGGAGAUGCACACGGCACUCGAGUGAGAGUGCACGUCUGGGAAGAGUUGGAAACCCCCCCAUACACAGUAUUAUCAGGACUGGGGGGCCUAUGAGGAGACGUAUUACGGGGACCAGAAGUAAGGGGACCAUGCGAGUCCACGUCCACACCAAGUUUUGUUUCCUGUGCGUGCUCACCUUCCUCUUCAAUCAGUGCAACCACUGCCAUGGAGACGGGCACAACCAUCAGCACGGCGGACAUCACCAUGCCGACCACACCCACAGCGACCUGCAGAUUUCCGAGGACCCGUACGUGAGAGCAGCCACUUCGUCCCCAGACCCCAAAAGUCCUCAAGGGCAGACUUUAGAAGAGGAGCAGCGCUUCUACAUCCAGCAGCUGUUCAGGCGCUACGGCCAGAAAGACCGGCUGGAUUUCCAGGGAUUUCAGAGCCUGCUGUUUAGCUUGGGCCUAGGUGAAGUGAAGGUGGUAGAUGUGGAUCACGAGGAGCUGGGCCAUGACCACGUGGCUCACCUCGACCUAGUGGAUAUGCAAGAGGGGCUUCACUCACAUUCGACCGCCAAUGAAGAGCAUAGCCAGGGUCACGGUCACAGGCACGGCCAUCCGCACCACAAGCCCGGCUCCCACCAUCCACACACAGAAGUUCCCACAAAGUGCACCCAGCACACCACUAGUGCCAGUCCAGCUGCUGGUGCACCGACAGGGCAUGACCAUGAACAUGACGCAGAACACAAUCAUGAUCCCGCCAAGGAUGGUAACCAUAAACAUUCUGAUGGACAUUUGCAGGACACGCAUGAUCAUGAUCAUGAUCACGGCCACGAUCACGCACACGACAAAGAGCACAAACAUGAGCAGGUACGGGUGAACUCCAACCAAAAGGACCCUCCUUCUCAACCUCACAGCGCUCAUGACCACAGCGACCAUGACCACAGUGACCACGACCACAGCGCUCAUGACCACAGCACUCAUGAUCACAGCACUCACGACCACAGCGACCACGACCACAGCGACCACGAUCACGGCCACAGCGACCACGAUCAUGGCGACCACGACCACAGCGAGCACGAUCAUGGCCACAGCGAUCACGGCCAUGACCACAGCGAUCACGGCCAUGACCACAGCGAUCACGACCACAUCGACGACGGCCACAGCGACCACAACCACAGCGAUCACCAUGAUCUCGACCACAAUCAUGUCCCCAAAGUGCAGACAGUCACAGACAUUCCUCCUUCUCCCCAGUUGGAUCCGUCCCAAGUGCCACAGUCCUCUCCCACCACCACAGUAAAACCAAAGAAACCGAAAAAGUCGGCCAGGGUCAGAGGCCAGCGAGGGCGAAACAGAACCCCUUCUUCUCCGCCUCCAUCCGGUGACCAUGACCAUCAAUCCGAACACAGUCACGACCGUGAUCACGGUCACAGCCUUUCUCAUAAAGAUAAGAGAGAGGCCCCCGGAGGGCAUGCCACCCCCCCAACUUUGCCAGUCCCUGUCUUGUCUGGCCACCUAGAAGGAUUGUCCCAUCAGCAUGAGGAGUGUUUGAACCUGACUCAGCUGCUCACCUACUACGGCCUGAGUCCCGACUCGCUCAUCUCCCAGAGCCAGUUCACCUACCUGUGUCCUGCCCUGCUCUACCAGAUAGAUAGUCGUGUCUGCAUUCGCCAUUACCACCAGAUGGAUGUGCAGCAGGAAGCCUUGGAGCCCGUCAGUUCCGCGUGGGUGUGGCUGUGGGGGUUCGUGUCCAUCACCAUCAUCAGCCUGCUGUCUCUGCUGGGCGUGGUGCUCGUGCCCAUCCUCAAACAGUCCUGCUUCAAGUUCCUGCUCACCUUCCUGGUGGCGUUGGCAGUGGGCACGCUCAGUGGAGACGCUCUCCUUCAUCUGCUGCCUCAUGCUCAAGGGCAGCAUGACCACGGCGAGCACGGGACGAGUGAGGAAACUGAUAUGGCAACAAAGUUUGACGGAGUGUGGAAGGGCUUAACGGCGCUGGCCGGCAUCUACCUGCUCUUCAUCAUCGAACACUGCAUCGGCAUGUUUAAGCACUACAAAGACCACAGGGGCAUGAAGAAGGCGAACGAGGACGGCAAGAUCGGCAGGAAGUUGUCCGACCACAAAUUAAACCGGCGCUCGGACGCAGAGUGGCUGCACCUGAAGCCGCUCACCGAAGACCCCGACAGCACCGCCGUCUCCUGCGACAACGGUCACAACGACACGCAGCUCUCGGAGCUCCGGCCGCCCGACUCUCCCACCAACAAGACGCCGCUGGCACCCGCAGACCCCCAACCAGACCAGCCGUCGCACACCAAGGAGAACGGACGCAAGGUCAAGCAUCACGGACACUCGCACGGCCACUCCCACGGUGGGAACUGCCACUCCGACCAGGAGAUGAAGGAUGCGGGUAUAGCCAGCAUCGCCUGGAUGGUCAUCAUGGGCGACGGCAUGCAUAACUUCAGUGACGGCCUGGCUAUCGGCGCAGCAUUCAGUGCAAACCUGACGGGAGGCAUCAGUACGUCAGUGGCUGUUUUCUGCCAUGAAUUACCUCAUGAACUCGGUGACUUUGCGGUGCUGCUGAAAGCCGGGAUGUCAGUGAAGCAGGCCAUCUUCUACAACCUGCUGUCCGCCCUCAUGGCCUACGUCGGCAUGGUGAUCGGCACCGCUGUGGGCCAGUACACACACAGUGUCACCAGCUGGAUCUUCGCCAUCACGGCUGGCAUGUUCCUUUACGUGGCUCUGGUGGAUAUGCUGCCAGAAAUGCUCCACGGGGACAGCGAGGACCACAAGCGCUGCCAGCUGGGACACUUUGUCCUGCAGAACAUGGGCUUGCUGACCGGGUUCGGCAUCAUGCUGCUCAUCGCCAUCUUCGAGGACCGCAUCGUUUUUAAUUUUGGCUUUUAGUGGAGGAGAGCCGGGGGGUGAAGGAGGGGAGAGCUGGAUGUAUCAGUAUCGGUCCUCUCGGCCUUAACAUGCUUCGUUUUCCCGACACACCGGCCCAGUCUUGCAUGCGGUGUGGGUCUUGUUCAUGGCCAGUGCCUCCAUUCCAAACAUGCAGCGGUAGCUUAUGCAUAUCUCAUGUUUCUGCCAGUGAUGUGUUUACACUCUGCCUCUCCAUUACCAGCUCCCAAACCCCGAAAGGAGAGAGAGAGAGAGAGAGAAAGAGAGAGAGAGACUACACACCAACCAGAGAACACCUCCUCUGCUCUGAACCACUAAGCUCCAUCUAAAGAAAAAAAAAAAAAAAAAGAAGAGCUGCAGACAGUAAGGUGGUUCAGGAAGCGUGUUCCUGUCACGGCCCGGCAGCUCACCGCCUAUGCACCACCAUCAUCAUCAUCAUCAUCAUCACCUGUUGUUAGUGUGUUGUCGGCGUACGCCUCCCCUCCUCCUCCUCCUCAUCUCGUCUCCAUCCUGUGCUGUGUCCCGUCAUCCAUGCUUCGUACAUCUGUGGUGCGCGCUCCAUCCAUCAUCAACUCCUGAUGUCAUCAUGCUGUGAAUGAAAAAACACCUCAUGUCUCUCUGUGCCAAGCCCUGGCCACUGGAGCAGCACUGACGGAGCGCUCACUUUAGCUAGCUACUUCCAGAAUUAGCCAUUUAGCUUCACAUUCAAAAUGUCUUGAAAGCUUCAAGCUUCAGUGUCAAAACAGUCAAGUGUGCCCCUUGAUUUUUCCUAGUAGAUCUAUUUUUUUUUUUGCUGCAACUUUCACCAUUUGUCACUUUAAAGUGUUUUUUUUUAUUGUCUAAUUCCAUGGGAUUAUUAAACCCUUGUAGUUCAUAGUGUUAGCUAACACAGCUGCCAAAGCCUUUACAAAUUAGAAUUUAAGACAUUCAUGUUUUUGUUAAGAAACUAAACGUCACAAAUGUCAGACCAAUUUCUUUUUUUAAUGGUUUGGCUAUCUGUAGCCGUUGGAACUUUAUUGUUAGGCCUUUACGUUGUAUCUUUCUUUAUCAGAAUCAGCAGCUACAAAAUGUGAAUUCAGAGAAACCAACUGUGUUGUAGUUUGUAGUUGUAGCCUUUUUGAGUUCUUAAAAGGUGCUUAUUCCAAUCGGACCACCCUGCAGUGGACAUUUCAUUACAGUAGGAAGUUGAGUGUCACACUAUUGCAGACUUCUUUUUUGAUGAACUCUAAAUACACAGGGUCUUUAUAGCUUCAGUAGUCGAGCAGCAAAUAUCUAUGUUUUGUUGCUGCAAAAAAAUAGAUUUGAAAGUAGUUUUGUCGAUGAAUGAACUUCCUGACAGUCUGAGACGGAUCAAACAGAAGACGGUUCUCUUGUUUACCCUGAGUUAUUAAGCCGUAGGACAAAGAGGGUACAUUAUCAACAGUCUGCUGACUGUGCCAAAACUGGCCCAAGUGUGGCUUUUCAGUGGCUGGCGCUUGACAACCCCCCCCCCUCCCCCUCACUCCAUACAUUCCAUUGGCCGUCCUGCGGCUCACCUGCUUAGCUAGCUAGCCUGGCUUCAGCUGCUAGAGCACACAGCUAAUGUGUGUGGCUUCAUUUAUCCUGUCACUGUGUGACAUCCAUCAUCUUAUGUCUCAACUGGCUGUAAGUCAUCGUCGGUCACAUUGAAGUCGUGUUAUUGAUCAUGUCAUGCAUGGAGCAUGAGUGAAAACGGUACAGACGCUGUGUUGAGUGUACAUUUGAUUUCAUUCUUUGUACUGCAAAGUUAAACUACGAGCAGCCUUUGUUACUUUUUAAAUGAACCGCGUGAAGAGCCUGAGGAAUUCCUUGGGGCGUAGUGUGACUGCUGUUCUGAGCCUUUUUUGUUGUUGUUGAUGCAGGUGUGAGAUCACAUGACUUAUCUGCAUCACUUACUUACUUAAAAUUAUAUCUUUUUACAGGCAUUUUAUUAUUUCAUCUUAUGUUCAACGGGAUCUAAAUGUACUUUCAUUCUGUUCCAACACCAAGUAAAGUUCAUAGUUUGAAAUUUGACUAUUUGAUAUUUAUCUGGUAUUUUUCUACAAAAUUCAUUUUUAUUGUGUUUUUGUAUUUUUAAAGAGAUAAGGGGUCCCUAUUUUUCUGAUUUUCUUUGAGUUUCUGUAUUUCUUUUCUAAUUAAAAUCCAAACGGUACUGUCAGGCGUGCGAUAAGCUAGUGACACUACGCCCCAAAGUUUCUUCACUGAAAAACAUUGUCUGAAAAUGAAGGUCGAUGAUUGUUUUCAUACUUGCUUUUCUUGUAUGUUUGUUUAGUAAUCGGGAUAUAAAAUGCAAAGUGUGACAUUCUUGCUGUUUGCCUAUCUGUGCAUUCUCCCCAUCACGGAAGGAAAAUAA
This is a messenger RNA of Anoplopoma fimbria (sablefish), 5447 nucleotides long. RefSeq names its product solute carrier family 39 member 10 (gene slc39a10). The record is from RefSeq and is a predicted model, not a curated record. Gene Ontology annotation, biological process: positive regulation of B cell receptor signaling pathway; zinc ion import across plasma membrane; intracellular zinc ion homeostasis. Gene Ontology annotation, cellular component: membrane. The coding region runs from base 137 to 3079 and encodes 980 amino acids. NCBI's taxonomy places the organism in Eukaryota, Metazoa, Chordata, Actinopteri, Perciformes, Anoplopomatidae. The transcript has 11 exons. Gene Ontology annotation, molecular function: zinc ion transmembrane transporter activity.